AUAGAUAAAUAAAUUUUAUCCCAGACAACAUUAAUUCAAUCUCUAAGCAUUGGGUACUUACUUAGUACCUUGAGUCAGCAUGAUGGACUUGCAUCGGGAAAAACAGGAAGAUGAAACGAACAUUUAUAAACGGAGAUGGUAUAUUUUAUUGCUGUUUUCACUGUUAGCCAUGACACAAGGUGCCUACUGGAACACCUGGGGACCCAUCGCCGAAUCUAGUGAAGACGCAUUCCACUGGGAGGACAGCGAUAUUGCGCUAUUUGAGAACUGGGGACCGAUUGGGUACCUUGUGGCGGGUUUUUUCUCCGCUUGGCUUGCCGACGUCAAAGGCUUACGUUUCUCGUGUGUGUUGGCCGCUUUUUUGGUGGCGGCGGGGGCUGGGAUUCGCUGUAUCACCAGCGAACAUCCUUAUGUUACCUGGACUGCAAACAUUGGUCAGGCCCUAAAUGGAUUUGCAGGACCUAUUGCCAUGGGAGCCCCUCCCCUGGUCUCCGCCGUCUGGUUUCCGGUCCACGAACGGACGACCGCCACCAGUAUUAGUUCAGGGUUUAAUUUGCUUGGAAUCGCCAUUUCUUUCAUUAUAGGGCCUAGAAUUGUAGAAACUUCUCCCUCCUCAUCCAAGGAGGAAAAUCGAGGUAACUUGUCCAGUGCGCCUGAGUACAUACAUAACGACUCCUCUACCUUGACCACUGGUUUGCACCAAAUGAACAACUUCACCUUUACUUCCGAUCAGAGGCGGAUCCAAGAAGAACAAGAACAAAUCAUGCUGCUGAUGUAUGUCGAGUGUGCAUGGGCGGUCCUGCUGUUCGUUGUUAUGUUGAUAUAUUUUCCAAACAAGCCAAAAAUACCUCCAACGAAAACAGCGGCCAUUCCUCGAAUUGAGUUCAAGAAUGGACUGAAGAAGAUAAUUAGAAUUCGAGAGUUUUGGAUAAUAGCUGCUAUAUAUAGCAUAUCCAUGGGCGUGUUCAAUGUAUGGCAAGGUAUCUUCGAUGUCUACUUGAAGCCGCAUGGGUUCAGUCAGGACCAGGUGGCAUGGUUAGGGGCGUCUGCUAUCUGUGCAGGAUUCGUAUCCAGCAUUGUGAUCUCCAGAUUUGCCGACAUUUUCAGUCGACAUCACCGUUUUUUCCUGAUUGGUUUAUAUGUAGUCGGAGGCCUAGCUUUCCUAUGGUUUAUCUUAUUAGUAGAGGACAUAUUGCCAGACUCAGAGGUGUCUCUGUAUGUGUCCAUUAUACUGGGGACUAUGUGUCUGCAGGCAUCGACUCCCCUGUACUUUGAGAUGGGUUGUGAAGUGUGUUACCCUGUGGCCGAGGGACUGACAAAUGUCCUACUAACCUUAUUGGCCAAUGUGAUUAGUUUCGUCUUCCUUCUCCUACAAAUGAUUCCAAAAAUAGGGUCGUCGUGGGAGAACUGGUGUUUGAUGGCAGUUAUAACUGUUUGCAUUCCGUGUAUGUGUUUGCUCAAGGACAACUAUCGUAGAUCUAAUAUUGACGAGGAAAAAAACGAGUAGUUUUAAAUCUGUUUCAAAUAUUUUCAAUAAAGUUUUUAUAAUCGA
This is a messenger RNA of Ostrea edulis (European flat oyster), 1552 nucleotides long. Its product is annotated as solute carrier family 49 member 4 homolog. The coding region runs from base 80 to 1507 and encodes 475 amino acids. The transcript is spliced from 11 exons. The record is from RefSeq and is a predicted model, not a curated record. Lineage: Eukaryota; Metazoa; Mollusca; Bivalvia; Ostreida; Ostreidae. Gene Ontology annotation, cellular component: intracellular membrane-bounded organelle; membrane.